AUGUCGCCAAUAGUUCACUUUGUGCGCCACGCUCAAGGCGUCCACAAUCUCAGCCAUGCAAACCACCAUUUACUCGACCCCGAACUGACCCCCUUGGGAGAAGAGCAAGCCCGUGCCUUGGGUGUUGGGUUCCCUGCGUUGGAAAAUAUUCAACUGAUUCUGUCAUCGCCACUGCGGCGCACCAUUCAGACCGCACUGCUGGCGUUCUCCUCGCAGGUGGGGGCCGGCCUACAGGUUAUCGCCUGGCCAGAGGUGCAGGAAGCAAGCGAUCUCAACUGUGACACUGGUAGUGACCUGCUUGAUAUUAAGGCCGAGUUUGAGAAACUGCCGGUAGAUUUUACUCUCGUAGAGCCUGGCUGGCACAUUAAGCAAGGCAAAUGGGCUCCAGCCGCGGGCAGGCUUUUAGAGAGAGCUCAACUGGCACGGCAGUGGCUGAGCCAGCGACCUGAAAAGGAGAUCGUGGUGGUUUCGCAUGGCUGUUUUCUGCAUUUUCUUACAGAUGACUGGGUGAAUGCCGACAAUUUACAUGUAACGGAUUGGGCUAAUGCUGAGGUUCGCUCCUUUGCCUUUGUACAUGAGGAUGGGAGGCCGGUUUUAUGUGAGACAAUAGAAUCUAGGGAAAGACGAGGAUUGGGACCAGUUGCCCUUACUAAAGAACAACGGCUAGAGUUGCAGCGGAUGAAACUGCAAACUUGGAUCAAAUGGGGUGUUAUAUUGGCGUGA
Penicillium hordei is the source of this 723-nucleotide messenger RNA. RefSeq names its product histidine phosphatase family protein. The record is from RefSeq and is a predicted model, not a curated record. Gene Ontology annotation, molecular function: phosphatase activity. The coding region runs from base 1 to 723 and encodes 240 amino acids. Gene Ontology annotation, cellular component: cytoplasm. Lineage: Eukaryota; Fungi; Ascomycota; Eurotiomycetes; Eurotiales; Aspergillaceae. The transcript is spliced from 3 exons.